Parastagonospora nodorum SN15 is the source of this 681-nucleotide messenger RNA. RefSeq lists its product as hypothetical. NCBI's taxonomy places the organism in Eukaryota, Fungi, Ascomycota, Dothideomycetes, Pleosporales, Phaeosphaeriaceae. Bases 1 to 681 code for a protein of 226 amino acids. The record is from RefSeq and is a predicted model, not a curated record. The transcript is spliced from 2 exons.
AUGAGCCUUGAAGGCGGCUCAGUCGGAUAUGCGAAGCUAUCGCGUGGUGUGAUGGAUGUGGUGCAUGCAUGUGAGCCGAUCAUCCCGACUUACACGAAGUGGGUCGUAGCCAUUGAUGACAUCAACCUCAAGUACACCGUUCUCACGAUUGACGAUGGAAGUGGCUCAAAUAUUGAGCUCAAGAUUGUGAGAGAGCAGUCCGCUGAACGAAACGCGUUGAGUUCUUCGUCAAGAACCACGCUCGAGAACGUGAACGUCAUUAGCCAACUUGGUGUCUUCGAAGUUAUGGUGGACAGCCAGAGCUUAGAGAUCGGGACAGUUGUAAAAGCAAAGGGCACGAUAUCCGAAUUUCGAGGCAUCAAACAAUUGGACCUCAAAAGGAUCUGGGUAGUCACCACAACAGACGAAGAAGCGCAGGCUUGGGCCGAGACUGCUGCAUACAAGCGAGAGAUCUUGUCGAAACCGUGGCACUUGACCACCACAGAACACAGACAAAUCAAGGCUAAGAUGAAGUCGGACAAAACGAAAUUGCAAGAGUACGAGAAACGCAAGGCUGAACACGAGGCCAAGAAAUUGGAGCAAAGGCAGGCACGCGAAGUGUAUCUGGCGCAAAGAGAAAAGAGAUUGGAGAUGCGAAGGCGUAAGGAGGAGGUGAUGAUGAACGCUGGAGCGCUCUUUUAG